AACUCUAACCGGAUAGAAAACACAAAUCUUGCAUUGCAUCGAUUUCGCCGCCCCUCUUGUCUUCGGAGUUUCCAAGAACUCCAAUUCUCUCCUAUUUCUUCGACCCUCUGCUCGGCUUCUCGAAGCGACCAAUCGGCGACUCCUCCUCUUCUGCCCUUCUCCUGCUCCAGAUUCACAAUGGCGUCUUCUUCCAUUUCUUUCACCGGCCCUGCUUUGAUCCCCGUCAAAUCCGCUGCCCCUCGGCCGUCCGCACCGCUUCAGAGCUUCUUCACGAUCGUCGGGCGCCGCUCCUUUUCCAGACCACUUAUACUCAGAUCCGGGAUCAGAUCUGAUGGCGUCGCCCCCUUCUCUGGUUUAAGAACUCAGAUUGCAGCUAUUGAACAACCAAUUACUGAAGAGGCUCAGAAAGUGGAGGCGCCUGUUGUUAUUGUUACUGGAGCUUCUAGGGGUAUAGGGAAAGCGAUAGCCUUAGCUCUGGGCAAGGCUGGUUGCAAGGUUCUGGUGAAUUAUGCAAGAUCGUCCAAGGAAGCUGAAGAAGUCUCCAAAGAAAUUGAGGCUUCAGGAGGUCAAGCUCUCACUUAUGGAGGAGAUGUUUCAAAAGAAGAGGAUGUGGAAUCCAUGAUCAAAACUGCAGUAGAUGCUUGGGGAACAGUUGACAUUUUAGUUAACAAUGCAGGUAUUACACGAGACACACUGUUGAUGAGAAUGAAAAAAUCACAAUGGCAGGAAGUCAUUGACCUGAAUCUUACUGGUGUCUUCCUUUGUACACAGGCAGCAGCAAAAAUUAUGAUGAAGAAGAAAAAGGGAAGGAUCAUCAACAUAGCAUCUGUUGUUGGUUUAGUCGGUAACGUAGGCCAAGCUAAUUACAGUGCUGCAAAGGCAGGAGUGAUUGGUCUCACCAAGACUGUUGCAAAAGAAUACGCAAGCAGAAAUAUCAACGUGAAUGCUGUUGCCCCGGGGUUCAUUGCAUCUGAUAUGACAGCUAAACUAGGAGAAGAUAUCGAGAAAAAGAUUUUGGCAACUAUUCCAUUGGGGAGGUAUGGACAACCGGAAGAAGUUGCAGGCCUGGUGGAGUUCUUGGCCCUUAGUCCUGCAUCGAGUUACAUUACUGGGCAGGUACUUACCGUUGAUGGUGGCAUGGUGAUGUGAGCACAGGAAGGUUUCCUCUUUUUCCCUUCUAUAUCUCAAAUAUAUUUAUUUAGCUUCUGAAAAGAUUGUGCUCGAAUAAGAACUUUUAGUUCUUGAGAAUUGUGCUAGCUAGCCCAGCUUCCUGACCGUAUGCAUCCUCCACUUUGUAUGCUUCCCAUCAUUGGGGAAUAUAAUUGUGGAGGUUUUUUAUAUUGUUUGAAUGCUAGCGAGUGUGAGUUCAUAAAUGGUUUUGCCCUUAUCACUGCUCGUCUUUAUGUUUAGGAUGGGAGUGAUAAAUAGGAAUGAUAAUUUCUUUUGAAUUUGAUUGAAAGUUUGAUAUCCUAAUGGAAGAACGGCACGGAGAAAAUUUUUAGAUCCGAUUAAA
Molecule: messenger RNA, 1513 nt
Organism: Zingiber officinale
Lineage: Eukaryota; Viridiplantae; Streptophyta; Magnoliopsida; Zingiberales; Zingiberaceae
Product: 3-oxoacyl-[acyl-carrier-protein] reductase 4-like
Exons: 11
Coding region: 178-1149 (323 amino acids)
Biological process (GO): fatty acid biosynthetic process
Molecular function (GO): 3-oxoacyl-[acyl-carrier-protein] reductase (NADPH) activity; NAD binding
Source: RefSeq, a predicted model, not a curated record